This is a messenger RNA of Ochlerotatus camptorhynchus, 477 nucleotides long. RefSeq names its product lectin subunit alpha-like. Lineage: Eukaryota; Metazoa; Arthropoda; Insecta; Diptera; Culicidae. Gene Ontology annotation, molecular function: signaling receptor activity. The record is from RefSeq and is a predicted model, not a curated record. Bases 18 to 461 code for a protein of 147 amino acids. The transcript is spliced from 2 exons.
CAUCCCAAGCCAACAAGAUGAGAACUACAAUUUUAUUACUGGUGAUCGUGCAAGUAGUUUUAGGUAAUAAAACUUAUUCCAUACCCAACUUUGAGGCGAAUUGGUACAAAGCUUACGAAUAUUGUCUUUCCAAAGAUCAGAGAUUGGCAACGAUCGAAAGUGAGGCGGAGAGCGAUGCCGUUAUUCAGUUUGUCAAAAACUCGGAUAAGUAUGGCGAUAGGAUUCGUUUCUGGAUCGGUGCCGGUGAUCUGGCACAAGAAGGAACUUAUACCUGGACGUCCACUAAUAAGCUCUUGAAGUACGCGAUCUGGGGAAAAAACGAGCCCAACAACAGGUACGGAAACGAGCAUUGCAUAGAAUUAUAUCACCGCGCAGAAAUCUGGCUCUGGAAUGAUCACGUUUGUGAAUACGAAUUCUACUUUAUCUGUGAAUCGUUCACGGCCGUAUGUGAUAGUAAUUAAUGGCUGGAAAACGUAG